GGGAGACGUGCCGUUGGCGUUGGCUCGGCCGUAGCGUGCCCGGCUCCUUCCUCCGCUGCCUAUAAGCCUAGCUCCACGCACAUUUUGUGCGCGGCCGCACGUAGCCACACGCGCCCUCGCGUGCAGUUCGGCUGGUGUACGUGGGCGCGCGCGCGGAGGGCCAGUUGCGAUGGGUUUCCUCGACUCCCGCGUCGCGGUGCUUGUGCUCGUGCUCGUGCUCCUCGGCCUGUGCACCGCCGUCGCGUGCUCGACGCCUCUACCGCCGGCGGAGAUGUUGCACGAGAGCUACGCGGGGAAGUCGGAGUUCAGGACGGUGAACCGAAAGAAGCUGGGCUCGUGCCUGAACCCGAGCCCGUACCUGGCGAUCAAUGUCAGCACCGGCGGGUCGCCGCUCCCCGACGAGGCGUUCCUCAAGGUGACCGUCGCCGGCGUCCUCAAGCCCGACGACUCCGACUGGGUCGCCAUGGUCACGCCUUCCAACUCCAGUGUUGCCGGAUGCCCUCUGAGUGGAGUGAACUACGUCGAGACUGGCGAUCUGGCGAAUCUCCCGCUUCUGUGCCACUACCCUGUCAAGGCCCAGUACCUGACGAGCGACCCCGGCUACAUGGGCUGCAAAAACGAGGGGUGCGGGAAGCGCGACGCGUCCGGCGCCUGCCAGGCCCGGACCUGCGCCGCCACCCUCACCUUCCACGUCGUCAACUUCCGUACCGACGUCGAGUUCGUCCUCUUCUCCGGCGGCUUCAAGACGCCGUGCGUCCUCAGGCGGUCCGGCGCGCUCCGGUUCGCCAACCCAGCCAAGCCGCUCUACGGCCACCUCUCCAGCACCGACUCCAAGGCCACCUCGAUGAGGCUUACAUGGGUGAGCGGAGACGGGAAGCCGCAGCAGGUGCAGUACGGAGAGGGCAAGUCUGCUACUUCUCAAGUCGGCACGUUCACGCAGAAGGAUAUGUGCGGUAUCGCCGUGUUGCCGAGCCCUGCCAAGGAUUUCGGGUGGCAUGACCCGGGCUACAUCCACUCGGCCGUCAUGACUGGGCUUCAGUCCUCUCAGUCCUACACUUACAGUUACGGAAGUGAUUCUGUGGGCUGGAGUGACACGAUUAAAUUCAGAACCCCACCAGCUGCGGGUUCAGAUGAGCUAUCCUUUGUGAUCUAUGGUGAUAUGGGGAAGGCUCCACUGGACCCAUCAGUGGAACACUACAUUCAGCCUGGGUCGAUUUCUGUGGCCACGGCAGUAGCUCAAGAGAUUUCAACCGGAAAGGUCGACUCGAUCUUCCAUAUAGGAGACAUCAGUUAUGCCACGGGCUUUCUGGUCGAAUGGGACUUCUUCCUUCACCUCAUCACGCCACUCGCUUCUCAAGUCUCGUACAUGACCGCUAUUGGAAAUCAUGAAAGGGAUUAUGCAGACUCUGGAUCAGUGUAUGUGACCCCGGAUUCAGGUGGCGAAUGUGGAGUCGCCUACGAGUCCUACUUCCCCAUGCCUGCUGUCAGUAAGGACAAGCCGUGGUAUUCGAUUGAGCAAGGGAGCGUUCACUUCAUUGUGAUGUCGACCGAGCAUGAGUGGUCAGAGAAGUCACAACAGUACAAUUGGAUGGAUGAAGAUUUGUCAUCGGUCAACCGAACAAGAACACCAUGGGUAAUCUUUAUUGGGCAUAGGCCCAUGUAUUCCAGCAAUGGGGGUAUACUGCCCAGCGUGGAUUCAAACUUUGUUGCCUCCGUUGAGCCACUCCUGCUCGACAACCAGGUGGAUUUGGUUUUCUUCGGCCAUGUACACAAUUACGAGAGGACCUGUGCAGUAUACCAGGGUAAAUGCACAGGUAUGCCAAAGAAGGAUGCAAGCGGAAUUGAUACCUAUGACAACACCAAAUAUACCGCACCAAUUCAUGCCAUUGUCGGAGCAGGAGGGUUCAACUUGGACAACUUCCCUGAGAAUGUGGAGAGCUGGAGCUUAUCGAGGGUUUCAGAGUUCGGCUAUGCUAGGGUGCAUGCCACAAGAACUGAUAUGCUAGUUCAGUUUGUAAACUCAAGUACAAUGGCGGUCCGGGACCAAUUUAGGAUCGUGAGGGGAGCUUCAGCAAAGAAGCCUCGGAACCUGACAAUUCAACAGUAGCUGCAUCUUGUGGCAAAAAGUUGAAACUGGAGCUACGUCCUUUUUGUAUUGCUAUACUGUAAAUUGGUGCUGAAUUUCAGAUUAGUGUAUAGUCCAUAAAUACUUGUAUUUAUUGUUACCACGACAUUUACAUCAAUAGUGCCUUUUCACACUGAUUCUAGUUUCUUAUUAUGUUCAGCCGGUCUCAUUUUAUAUUAGCACAGCCUCCUGAAGGCUUCAUGUACAGUUCCUUGAUGCUCAGGAUAGAAGAUCAAUCUUCUGAGACAUUAUCUACGAAACUGAAAGAGCUACCGCAGGGUA
Molecule: messenger RNA, 2407 nt
Organism: Phragmites australis (common reed)
Lineage: Eukaryota; Viridiplantae; Streptophyta; Magnoliopsida; Poales; Poaceae
Product: probable inactive purple acid phosphatase 27
Exons: 13
Coding region: 170-2107 (645 amino acids)
Molecular function (GO): acid phosphatase activity; metal ion binding
Source: RefSeq, a predicted model, not a curated record